AUGGCAGAAUCAAAAGAGAUCAAGACGGGACAGUCGAAAGUCAAUUUUUUGCCGCAAGGCAAAUAUCUGAAACCUGAGGAGAUUGAAUAUGAGUUUGGUGGUACAAUCGGUGUUCUUGGAAUGCUAAUUGGCUUUCCUCUAUUGAUGUGGUAUAUGUGGAUCUGUGCUGAAUUCUAUGGCGGGAAAAUUGCACUACCUCAAUUAGGGGAAAGUUGGCCUCACUUCAUAGUGCAUUUGUACCAGAUAUUUUUGGACAACGGAGUUCCAACAAGGUAUGCUUGGACUAUAUUCCUGACUUUUUGGGUAUUUCAGAUUUUCUUCUACUACACUUUGCCUGGUAUCUGGACGAAAGGCCAGCCAUUGACCCAUUUGAAGAACAAACAAUUGCCUUACUAUUGUAACGCAAUGUGGUCACUGUAUGUUUCCACAGCACUAGUGACUCUUGUGCACGUUACCGGUAUCUUCAAGUUGUAUACGAUUAUUGAAAUAUUUGGUCAGAUCAUGACGUGCGCAAUUAUAUCGGGGUUUGCCUUUUCGAUUAUUUUGUAUAUGUGGACCCUUUUUGUUACGAAGGAUUAUCACCGUAUGACCAGAAAUCAUCUGUACGAUUUUUUCAUGGGAGCCCCUUUAAAUCCACGUUGGGGUAUCCUAGAUUUGAAAAUGUUUUUUGAAGUUAGAUUGCCUUGGUUUACAUUAUAUUUCAUCACUUUGGGAGCAUGCUUCAAACAAUACGAGCAAUACGGCUACGUAACUCCGCAAUUAGGUGUUGUAAUGUUGGCCCACUGGCUAUAUGCAAAUGCCUGUUCCAAGGCUGAGGAAUUGAUCGUUCCAACAUGGGAUAUGGCAUACGAAAAAUUUGGCUUCAUGCUGAUCUUUUGGAACAUUGCCGGUGUUCCAUACACUUACUGUCAUUGCACCUUGUACUUAUAUUUCCAUGACCCAUCUGAAUACAAUUGGUCAAAGACUUACAACAUUUCAUUAUAUGUUGUCCUCCUAAUUGCCUACUAUAUCUUUGAUACUGCCAACGCUCAAAAAAAUGCCUUCAGAAAGCAAGUCGCUGGUGACACACAUAUCAGGAAAGCGUUCCCAUAUUUCCCACAUCAAGUUAUAAGCAAUCCUAAAUAUAUGGUUACGAAGAAUGGCUCAUACCUAUUGAUCGAUGGUUGGUAUGUGUGGGCUAGAAAGAUUCAUUACACCGCUGACUGGACACAAUCUUUGGUUUGGGCGUUGAGCUGUGGAUUCAACUCGUUCUUCCCAUGGUUCUUCCCUAUCUUUUUCUUUGUUGUCCUAGUUCACAGGGCCGCAAGAGACCAAGCUAAAUGCAAAAAGAAGUAUGCUGCAGAUUGGGACGAAUACUGCAAACACUGUCCAUAUCUAUUCAUUCCUUACAUUUUAUGA
Molecule: messenger RNA, 1398 nt
Organism: Zygotorulaspora mrakii
Lineage: Eukaryota; Fungi; Ascomycota; Saccharomycetes; Saccharomycetales; Saccharomycetaceae
Gene: ERG4
Product: delta(24(24(1)))-sterol reductase
Exons: 1
Coding region: 1-1398 (465 amino acids)
Biological process (GO): ergosterol biosynthetic process
Cellular component (GO): endoplasmic reticulum membrane
Molecular function (GO): Delta24(24-1) sterol reductase activity
Source: RefSeq, a predicted model, not a curated record